Messenger RNA from Anoplophora glabripennis (Asian longhorned beetle), 1600 nucleotides. RefSeq names its product ankyrin repeat domain-containing protein 29. The record is from RefSeq and is a predicted model, not a curated record. Bases 229 to 1128 code for a protein of 299 amino acids. The transcript is spliced from 8 exons. NCBI's taxonomy places the organism in Eukaryota, Metazoa, Arthropoda, Insecta, Coleoptera, Cerambycidae. Gene Ontology annotation, molecular function: protein binding.
UCGCAUAAGUGUGUUACGAGCACCGCGAGAAAGGGUACGGGUCUCGCGAAAACCGCGGAGUUGUACCGAGUUGCGUAACCGUAACAGGGAAAUCGUCUCCUCGGUGGUUGGAGGAAUUCUUGGUUCUUGGUUCUUCGGAUUUUCUGUUUAGUCGCGUUCGAAGAGUUCUAGCGGGCAGUUAUUAUGGUCAGUGGUUUCUGAACUAUCUGGGUCAAGCAUAAUUUUAGAAUGUCACUGAAGAAAGAAUCUCUGUCAGACGUUCAGUUGCACUUAGCAGCAUUAAAUGGCGACUUUCCAUUACUUAGAAGGAUACUGGACAGUGGCAAAGUCCAUGUGGAUUCAAGGGAUAAGGAAGGCACGACACCUCUGAUCCUGGCCGCCGCCAACGGACACUACGAGUGCGUCAAGGAGCUGCUCGAGCAAGGGGCCGAUCCCACGACGAAGAGGAUAACUGGAACUACGCCGCUGUUCUUCGCUGCCCAAGGUGGAUUUCUGGACAUAGUCCAAUUCCUUUUGGACAAUGGGGCACCUGUGGAUUCUUCAAGCGUGGAUGGGGGCAGCCCGUUGUUUGUUGCGUGUCAAUGCGGUCACAUGGACGUCGUUAAAGAGUUAGUGAAAAGGGGUGCUAAAGUUAACACCCACAUGAAGGAUAAGGCUACGCCUUUGUUCAUUGCCGCCCAAAAUGGACAUUACAAGGUCUUGGUCUACUUGUUGGCGCAGGGAGCCGAGCCAGAUUCGAGACGGACAGACGGAGCGACUCCUCUAUGGAUAGCCGCGCAAAUGGGGCACGAUCAUAUAGUCGCCCAACUUCUAAAGGCUGGGGCAUUCGUCGACGCUGCCAGACACGAUGGAGCUACUCCACUUUUUAAAGCUUCUCACAAGGGUCACUCUGCAGUUGUAGGUGAAUUGCUCAAAUAUAAACCAUCCCUAGACAUUCUCCCUAAUGGCGAAAGUGCCCUUCAUGCCGCCGCUUUCUCUGGUAGCCUUCCAGUUUGCAAGCAACUCAUCGCAGGUGGUGCAAAUCCGAGCCUUAAAAACCAAGAGGGUUUCACACCCGCCGAAGUUGCAGACAGGCACAGGCACAAUAUGGUUAACGAUUAUUUGAGAAACUGUCUCAAUCGAGCUUGAAAGUAAUUUUGAGAUGUACAGAAUGACUGUUAAACAAGACUUAUGUUGUGCCUUCCAAGAAAAUGUGCUCAAAAAAUGUAUAAUCAGUAUUUCAAGAUGGAUUUAAAAAAAAUUGAAAUACAUUCUCGAUUUUUUCUGGAAAAAAUUUGAAUCUCUUCGCUCAAAUUAUUUUUCUCUGCCAGAUAUUAAUACACGGGGUGGUGCAAAAGAAUCAGAUUAUUUAAGAAUUAUUAUUUAAGUAUAUCAGUUCUGACGAAUUCACUGAAUAUUUUUAGUUUAGUUAAGGGUCAUGUCCACAUAUCCGAUGCCAAAAUUUGUUUAAAUCAUGUUUGAACUACUAGUAAAAAUGUUUUGUAGGCAAGUUAGGAUAAAGUAGGGAUAUGGAAAAUCAUGUAAAUAAAUUGUUAUAAUGUGAAGUAUUUAUUAUGUUUGUACUUAAAUGUUAUCAUUGAUAGUAUUACCUUUUUUGUUG